This is a messenger RNA of Helobdella robusta, 3189 nucleotides long. RefSeq lists its product as hypothetical. The transcript is spliced from 11 exons. The record is from RefSeq and is a predicted model, not a curated record. Bases 1 to 2778 code for a protein of 925 amino acids. Gene Ontology annotation, cellular component: clathrin coat of trans-Golgi network vesicle. NCBI's taxonomy places the organism in Eukaryota, Metazoa, Annelida, Clitellata, Rhynchobdellida, Glossiphoniidae.
AUGUUUUCGACCGCCAACAACAACAACAUCAAUGAAAAUCAACAACCAACAAAUGCCAUUUUAUACCCCACCGUGCCUAAUUCUGGACAGAUUGCCCCAACUUUAGUGAGGAUGGUCUUGCCUAAUCAGCCUUGUUUUACGGGUGUUGUACAAACUCAGCAACCAUAUGUUGCACAGAAGCUAAAAGACAUAGCAAGAUUUUCAAAAACGACAACGAAAAACGCAGAUGAAAUUAUCAAAUCGAUUGUUGCAGAUCCUUCCAGCAUCACUGGUUCUGUUGAGAAAAAGUUGCAACCAAAUGUUUUCCCGGCGUGGGUGGUGGUUGAUUCUUUGGUCCCUAGGCAGUAUAAAAUGGUGUUCAAUGCUUUCUCGAGAAACGGGAGCAUAGUGGCGCAAUCGGUGUACGACUUUUUGCUAUCAAAGACUGGGCUGGAGAGGGGAGUGCUUGGCCGGCUGUGGGAUAUGUGCUGUAGGGGGGGUAGUAGUGGUGGGAGCGGAGGUGGGGGACCCGUAAUGCUGAAACACGAACUCUAUCUAUUGCUGGCCAUGGUUUCAAUCUCUCAGAACAAAAUGGACCAUUCCUCGCUCAUUGUUUUGAGAAAGUGCAUACAGGCACCUAUUCCUAAUUUCGGCGGUUCCAACUUCAACAGCAGCAGCAGCCACAGCCGUAACGUCAACACCAUCUUAAACAAUGUUUUCAGAGAUGUCGACGAUGAAGAUGAUGAGGAAUUCAGUGGUUUCAAGCACUACAACAGUGACAACAACAGCCAAACAACACUAGCCACAUCGUCUGAAGCAUCAGUAUAUAUAGCGUCAACAUGUAUUGAUAACAACAACAACAACAUCAACAACAACAUCUACAACAAUAACAACAACAGGAAUUUCCCAUUUAUUUUUAGAAACUUGGAAAACCCAACGGCUCACUCUGAUACCAUUCACAUCACCAAUGAUAUCUCUACCAUCUUCAAUGAUACCAUUCACAUCUUCAUUGGCACCUUUACCAUCUUCAGUGAUACCAAUCACAUCUUCAGUAAUAUCUUUACCAUCUUCAAUGAUAUCAUUUACAUCACCAAUGAUAUCUCCAUCAUCUUCACCAAUGAUAUCAUUAACUCACUAGAUAAGUAUUCCGUGUUGAGGGAAGUCAUUGGCGAGCAAGAUGACGACGACGACGAUGAUGAUAAUGGUGCAAUUUGUAUUGGGGAAGCAAGUUAUUCCACUCUUGGGAAUUUCCAAAUUACACCUCAGUCUAAAAAUGGCUCGCCUCUUUCCCCUCUAGCCACCGGUAAUAGUAGUGGUAAUUUCAGAAGCGGUCUUGAUAGUGAUGACGGCUCUAAAGUGAAAGGCCAUCAUCAUCAUCACCAUCAUCAUCAUCAAAACCACCGUCACGGCGGCGAGGAUGAUGAUGAUUUUGAUGAUUUCGUUAGCCAUCUUGAUGGCUCCAGUGGUAAGAAUGACUAUCCUAACAACCACAGCCAAUCAAGUAAUGAUUUAUUUAUAGAGUUUGGAAAAUCCGACACGGCUAAUUCCGGCAACAACAAUAACAACGAUAAUAAUAAUAACAACAACAACAAUAAUAAUAAUAAUUUAGGGUUUAACUAUUUGUACAACAGCAACAACAGCAGCAGCGAUGUCUACAAAUUGCAAGAUAACAGCUCCAAAAAUAGCCUCUCGGAGAACUUUCCAGAAUCUAAAAAUAGACCAGGGCUGGGGGCAUACUUGGGAACCCUUGACGAUGAUUCGGCCUCUGUCAGGAGUUUAGAACUCAUCGCCCCAGAUUGGGAUAACCACGCCCACCAGUGGUCGAAAUGUCUGGCGGCCAUCGACAGAAUGCUGAGGGAGGCCCUCGAUGUCGUCUGCGAAGUCGAGGGCUGGGGCUUGUUGCAGGGGUUUGUGACGUCACAGAAGGGUCAAAAUUAUUUGGAAGCCGUCCACAGCACUGAGUUAUUCGAAUUGAGAAAGUCGGUUGAUUACCUCUUGGCCUCUCUUCAGACCAAGAUAUUUAUGAAGCUAACUGCCAGCAAUGACGACACGCUGCGACGGUUUUUGUUGAAGUCUGACGACGGCCACAAGCACGAAUUCGCCUGUGGACUCUGCCUUCUUAGUGUCGUCGUUGUCGCCGAGGCUACCACCAGUGGUGCCGAUGUGACGUCACGCGAUCCCGAUGUGACGUCACUGAAUCUUGAUGGCGGUCUUGACAGGUGUGGUAUUCCUGAUAAUGAUGGUAAUAAUGACAGUGACGAUGAUGAUAAUGAUGAUGAUGAUGAAGGUGGGUCGAGGAUCAACUAUAUACACAAGAUUGAGUCUAGCAUGUUUUCCAUUGGCGGGAAUAAGAGGGCAACAGUGCUGAAGAAUCCGACGAAAAAUAAAAAUGGCGUCGUUGUUGAAAUUGGCGCGAACAACAAAAUUGGCGGGAAAGACAAAAUUGGCGCGAAAGAUAAAAUUGGCACGAACGACAAGAGCGUUUCGAGAAGAAAAUGGAUGAAAGACGAUAUUAACUGCAAAGUCGUUGGUGGGGAGGACCAAAAUUCGAGAGCUGUUAGUCAGAAAAAUAGCAACAACAGCAACAAUCGCAACAAAAACAAAAUGGCAGCAGCAACGACAACCACAAACAGCAGCAACUUUUUGACAACAACAACAACGACGACAUCAAUUCCAGAUGUUGUAGCAGCUGAAAAAUUAGAAUUUGGCGGGAGAUUUUACCAUUGUGGUUGCGCCAAUUUCUGGCUGAACUGUGUCGAUCACACUCUGCCAUCUCUCUCUAUACCCGAACUGUUGUGAUGAUGAUGAUGAUAUAUAUAUAUAUAUAUAGAUUGAUUGAUAUAUAUAUAUAUGUAUAGCUAGCAUUCCUUUUAUAAUCAUUAUUAAAUACAAUUUCAUUCAUUGAAGCUAUAAAUAAAUAUAUAUUCAUUCAUUUAUUUGUUCAUUAAUUCAUUUAUUUAUUUAUUCUUUCAUUCAUUUGUUCAUUCUUUUAUUCAUUCAUUCAUUCGUUCAUUCAUUUGUUUAAUAUUUAUAAUGGAUAAUGAAGAUGAUGAUAUUGUGUUUCUCCUCCGUCUCAGCUUUUUAUUGUUCGAAUAUUAUUAUUAUUUAUUAUUAUUAUUGUUGUUGUUGUUGUUAUUUUAAACUUUCAAUAAUGAUUUUGGUUUGUAGAUUGUAUGAUUGAUUGAUUAGUUGGAUGAAUAGAUGGGUAAA